Molecule: messenger RNA, 678 nt
Organism: Beta vulgaris subsp. vulgaris (sugar beet)
Lineage: Eukaryota; Viridiplantae; Streptophyta; Magnoliopsida; Caryophyllales; Amaranthaceae
Product: squamosa promoter-binding protein 1
Exons: 2
Coding region: 84-404 (106 amino acids)
Cellular component (GO): nucleus
Molecular function (GO): DNA binding
Source: RefSeq, a predicted model, not a curated record
UAUAUUCAGCCACUUCGUCCACUAACUCACUCUUAUAUAUCCUUAGCUUGUUUUAACCUUCUACCUUGAUUAUUCCAAGGAAAAUGGAGGGAUAUUUUGAUAAUGACCAUAUAAGGGGAGGAUCACAACCUACUAUUGUCUAUUGUCAAGCAGACAAUUGCACGGCUGACUUGACGGAGGCCAAGCGCUACCACCGCCGCCACAAGGUUUGCGAGUUCCACGCCAAAGCUCCGGUCGUCAUCGUUAACUCCAUUCAUCAGCGAUUUUGCCAACAAUGUAGCAAGUUCCAUGAAUUAUCAGAAUUUGAUGACACAAAAAGAAGCUGUCGAAGGAGGUUGGCAGGACACAAUGAAAGAAGGAGGAAGAACUCUUCCUAUGAUGCUCAAGCAGAAAGCUCUAGCUGAUACUCAGGCCACACACAUGGAAACUGCGCACGGCCUCAAAAAGAUGAUUAGUGUGUUAAUCAUUGCGAUUGUUAUAGCUAAAACCAUUGAUUACGCGUCGCGUAAUCAAUGGAUUUAUCUCUAAUGCUUGAUUUAUAUCACUCUUCUGAAUGCUCUCUAUCUUCUGUCAAACUCCCAUUUUCGAUCCUCUCUAUCUUUAUCCUACAGAAUAAGUUCCUCAGUUGAGAGCUUCAGGUUUUUCAUGUCUUUAUAUACAAGAAUUAUUAUGAUGUUA